AUGGCGUGUCCUUUGGUAGAUGAGGUGGUGGAUGAGGGAGCUUUAGUCUUGCGGAGGGCAUUUCAAAGAGACAGAGUGAAUCUGUCUGUUAGGGAUGUUUCUGUUUCUCUACCAGAUAAAGUGGAGAAUGGAGAGGUGUACCAGAGACGUCGGGGUCCCAACACCGGCCAUACAGAGGAACAGGAAGUGAGUGCGAAACCGCAGGAUCUGACGAGCCAAUCAGAAAGCAGCUGGCGGCGAGUCGUUCUUCUGAUCCUGGCCAUCACCAUUCACAACAUUCCCGAGGGUUUGGCUGUCGGCGUAGGCUUUGGGGCCAUCGGGAAAACUCCAUCAGCGACGUUUGAAAGCGCCAGAAAUCUGGCUAUUGGCAUUGGCAUUCAGAAUUUCCCAGAAGGCCUCGCAGUGAGUCUCCCAUUGCGGGGUUCUGGGGUGUCCACAUGGAGAUCCUUUUGGUACGGGCAGCUGAGUGGGAUGGUGGAGCCUCUGGCGGGGUUGUUAGGGGCCGUUGCCGUGGUGAUGGCGGAGCCGUUGCUACCCUAUGCUCUCGCCUUCGCUGCAGGAGCCAUGGUGUAUGUGGUGGUGGAUGACAUCAUUCCUGAAGCUCAAGUCAGUGGGAACGGUAAGCUGGCCUCGUGGACGUCCAUUCUUGGCUUUGUCGUGAUGAUGUCAUUGGACGUGGGUCUGGGCUGAGCCUUUUCAUUGGUCGAACCUCUGAAUGGCACCCGACUGCACUGAAGUAAAGUGACCAAAGCAGCCUUUUCUGGAGUUUACUGUAGGUUUACUAUUCAAUGGAAUAUUUUUCUACAUAUUUUAUGUCAUUUUUAUUUGUUUUAUGAAUGACUCGUGGACCACAUUUGUUUAGACGGCAAAAAAACUUUAAUUGCAAAAACUUGAAAAAUGAUUAAAACUUGAAUGAAUGACUUAAGGGAUUGUUCAGGUGUGUGUGUGUGUGUGUAUUUCUGUGUACAUGAGAGCUUCCCAUCAUUAAUAUAUGGAGCGUAAGUUCUCAGUAUCGAUGUGCACGACAUUUGAAUGAUAACUCCGUUCAUAACCUUCUUGAAUAAUGCGUUGUUUUUUUUAGCUAGUCUUUCUAGUCAACCAGUCACUUUCAAGUUAUGAAAUUAAAUAAGGGUUUUAUUUUAUGGCAUUUUCUUUUCAAUUGCUGAUAAUUACACAUUAUAUGCUACACAAGUAAGGUAAUAUGCAACAAGUGUGAAUGAAGAUGUAAAAUAAUUACACUGUACAACCUGUUUUUUUUUUUUUCAUUUGUUCUACACUGUGCAAUACAGUGAAUAUUUUCAUUUGAUUGCUUAAUAAACUGAUUGUCUAAUUCCCCUUU
Molecule: messenger RNA, 1339 nt
Organism: Pimephales promelas (fathead minnow)
Lineage: Eukaryota; Metazoa; Chordata; Actinopteri; Cypriniformes; Leuciscidae
Source: RefSeq, a predicted model, not a curated record